Molecule: messenger RNA, 908 nt
Organism: Homarus americanus (American lobster)
Lineage: Eukaryota; Metazoa; Arthropoda; Malacostraca; Decapoda; Nephropidae
Exons: 4
Coding region: 114-476 (120 amino acids)
Source: RefSeq, a predicted model, not a curated record
CGCCCAUACAGGUAAGACACGCCAAUCUCAUCAGAACCUAACCUAACCUCGUAAAAUAAAGGAAAAAUGGCCACCGGGACUUUUUUGGGUGUGUUAACCUGAACUUGACCAAGAUGACUCUGAAGGCCGCUGUCUCCCUCCUGCUGGUGACCCUGUGUAUUAUUCACACAGGUUCCGCUCUCCAGUGCUAUUUGUGUAUGGGCUUCAACUCAUUACUCCCUUACGACCAAGUCUACAACAACCCUGCCUGUACUUCAGAAGACUUUGAUGCUUCACAACUGCUGACAGAAAAUUCAACCAAUGUUAACGAACCCUCGUGCAUGGCUAUCAUUCAAACAUACGAGGGCAUGUCUAUCACGUCACGAACCCCUGACGACUCUGGUCCCACCCAGACAAGAACAGGAUUUCAGGGCAAAAUUGCCAGAUUUCAUGGCUACUUUUGUGAUGGAAAUCUCUGCAACUCCCAAGACCCUUAAGACGCCUCCUCCACCCUCACCCUGCUGCUGCCUUUCCUGGUCCUUCGCUCUAUGUGGCAUAACUUGUUCUCCUGUGUAGUGGACCAACAACACCACCUUUUUACUUCAACUUUACUGUUAAGCUUUUAUCAUCAGUCAGUUAUGAGUGAGAGUCAACUUUUUACUCUUACAGUAUGUUGAUCGAACUGAAACAUGCUAGUUCUAUUAAAUCUGGAAACUUUAAUAAUUAUUUGAAUUUACAGCCAUGUUCACAGUACCAGGUCAUCUAAGGUUAAAUAUGAGGAAUUCUUUUGUCUUUUGCUAUCUUAAGAUGCAGUCAAUCCCACUUUCAUUAACAUGAACAAGGUAACAGUGUGGUUAGUGGCUGUAAGGUAGUUCACAGGCGAUACUUGGUAAUAUUUGUGAUUGAAAAAAAUAUAUAUUUUCAAGGGA